Messenger RNA from Necator americanus (New World hookworm), 798 nucleotides. RefSeq lists its product as uncharacterized. The record is from RefSeq and is a predicted model, not a curated record. The transcript has 7 exons. Bases 1 to 798 code for a protein of 265 amino acids. NCBI's taxonomy places the organism in Eukaryota, Metazoa, Nematoda, Chromadorea, Rhabditida, Ancylostomatidae. Gene Ontology annotation, cellular component: membrane.
AUGGAAAUUGGAGUCAGCUGGACACUUACUUCAUUCUGCCGAAGAUAUAAUAUUGCCGCACCUGCGAAAGGCCCAUCACUCUACAAGAAUAGGAGAGCAGCGAAAGGCGAGGCCUACGAGCCAACAAAAUAUGAACAUUGGGCGAACACUAUUUCUCAUGCUGUUGGAAUCGUACCCAGUGUGCUUGUCUUUCGGUAUAUGGUCUCUAUUGCACAUCGUGAUUUACAAUUUUAUCUGAUGAUCAUAUACGGCUUGUUUACGACUUUAUUAUUCUCAUCUUCCACUUGUUAUCACGCGUGCGAAUUAAAAUACCGUCAAAAAAGAGCACAGACACAGUUACGGUAUUACCUGCAUAUAUGCGAUCGAGCCGCCAUUUACUUGUUCAUAGCAGCGUCAUACACACCAUGGCUAACAUUACGACACUGUGGAUAUCCAGGACUGAAUCUCAAAUGGAUGAUUUGGGUCUUCGCUCUGCUGGGUAUACUAUACCAAUAUAAUUUUCAUGAGAAGUACAAAACACUAGAAACUAUGCUUUAUAUACUAAUCGCUGGUUGCCCCUCGGUAGCAAUCUUCACUAUGAAUGAUCGCACUGGAUUAGAAUGGAUGAUUGUUGGUGGUGUUGUCUACAUCGCUGGAGUAAUAUUCUUCAAAAUGGAUGGCAUAAUACCUUUUGCUCACGCAAUUUGGCACAUACAUGUUUUGAUAGGUGCCUCGUGUCAUACCUACGCUGUGUACUCGACUUUGCUUGGACCCGAUCCAAAUAAUCCAGUUCCAGAUAUUUCUCACAUUGAAUUUUAA